GCUUCCGCGGUUGCUGCUGCUGCUUGAGCUCGCGCUCCAUGCCUGCUGCUUCAUCUGCGGAAUUAUCACCGCCGCCUCCGUCACUCUCUCUCAGGGUGAUUUUUCAGGCAGGUGUUUGCUGUACGGCUCUGUGCACUUCAACAUUUCAGAAAUUGACAUAGGCUGGUCCAGCGCUCCUUCUCUCUGUUACUUCGUGUCAGGCAUCUCUGUGUGUGUAGCCGUCUUCUGCUUCUCCACCACCCUCUACUGGGUCUACUCGAGCUGUGUGGAUGGAGAUGUCAAUAGAGAGAGAAUGUGGAUGACUUUCUCAUUGCUUGUAAGCGGAGUCUUCCUCUUCUUCCUCCUGGUGACCGGUUGCAUCCUGAGAGUGGGUCGAAACACACUUUGUGAAUCCGUGGUCAAGGAAGUGCCCAAAAUAUCCAGCUGUGAUCAGGCCCAGAGCAAGACAUGGAAAACCCCUUUGAUUGGGUCUAGUUUCUACUCCAAACUACACAGUGCUGAGACGGCAGUGUGGGUGAAUUUCUUCUGCUGGAUAAUAGUAGUUGUUCUGGUGGUGGUCCAGCGUAGAUGGGGCUCUGACUACAGCACUCAUGUAGAGGAUCCCGGAGCCAGUCCUUCUGAAACAGAACCCUUCUUCAAACGGCCAGAACACCCCAACUGAACACACACAAGAUGGCACAGGCACUGUGGCAUGCACAGAUUAAACACACAAUGAGCCAAUCACAGAUUGAGAUAAACACACAGACACACAGACACACACACACAGAUGCAGGCACAGUACUAGUUUUGGCUACCUCGGUCAGUGGUCGUGGUUUUGCUCCCCAGUGAUAUGGAGGCCUUGUUGCCAUGGCUACUGACCAGCAAUUGGCAGCAGUAGCUUGGCAGCUAAAAGAGUGAGGUUGCCAGAUUGGUCUUACUGAUUCAUAUUGAUCUAAAUGCAAAUUAAAAUUCACAAAUCUGA
This is a messenger RNA of Ictalurus punctatus (channel catfish), 961 nucleotides long. RefSeq names its product transmembrane protein 179Ba (gene tmem179ba). The transcript has 5 exons. The record is from RefSeq and is marked provisional. The coding region runs from base 293 to 661 and encodes 122 amino acids. NCBI's taxonomy places the organism in Eukaryota, Metazoa, Chordata, Actinopteri, Siluriformes, Ictaluridae.